AUGAAACCCAGCAUUCAAAAUGAUGAGCCGAAUCUGCCCGAGGAGGCCUCAACAUCACUGAUAUCUGUGAGCAAAGGCUUCAUUUCGCGGGCCCUUUUCUGGGGCAUCCUGUACUCCAUUGGGCUAUGGCAAGUUCAUCCCGGAUGGCUUGUCAUCCCCAUCUCAUUGAAGCUCCUCUGGAAGAGGAGCAAAGUCAAGAAAAUGGUGCAAAAGCCCGUCCACAAAGUGUCAGAUUUGCCCGCAUGGAUCUACUUCCCCGAUUGUGAACGGGCAGAGUGGAUCAAUUCCAUUCUUAGUCAACUUUGGCCGGCCCUUCAAGAGCACAUGACUGACAGGCUCAAUGACAUGACCUUGAAAGAUGGGCUGCUUUAUGGUCUUGUAUUCUCAAACACUUCGAUUGGCAACAUUCCACCCAGGAUUGAAGGCGUUAAAGUAUAUAAAACCAAUCAAGUCUCUCGGAACGAAAUUGUGAUUGAUAUCAACAUCGUGUUGGCUAGUGAUUGUUACCUGAAAGCCGGAUUCUGGUCUUGGUUUGGGUUGGCUGUGAGAGACGUGUACCUUCAUGGGACAGUUCGGAUCACACUUUGUCCACUGCUGAAGGAUCUACCAUUGGUUGGAAACAUCGAUGUGUCCUUCAUCACCCCUCCAAAUGUCGACUUCGACAUGGAGGGCGUGGCCAACAUCCUAGAUGUCCCUGGCUUGAGUCGGAUUGUGCGGAAUGUGAUUGUUGAGCAAAUCUGCUUGUUCAUGGUGCUACCCAACACCAUUAAAACACCAUUAGUCACUCAGAGCCAAUGUGAAGUCAUGAAAUAUUGUCCCACCGAAUUCAAAAAGCUCGAGCUACUUCACAUUAAGGUGAUUGAAGCGAAUGGUCUCAAAGGCACGGAUUUCGUGUUCAUGGGAAAAUCCACCGCCGAUCCAUACUGUGUGGUGAAGGUCGCCUCACACGUGGGGAAAAGCCUGAUUAAGAAGGAGACCCUCCAUCCCAAGUGGGACUUCACCAUGGAAGUUCUCGUGGAGGCUGCACAUGUUGGGUUUUUGGAACUGGAGAUUUGGGAUUGGGACAAAGGAAAAUCAGACGACUUCAUGGGCAGAGUGGUGAUGGCCUUGGAUCAAGUUUACCAAUCUGCCCGAGGUAAGCCCGUCAGCAUUUCAUUGGAAGGACGCAAACCUCUGGGCAACAUUUGCUUCGAGACGAAAUGGUUCCACUUGUCCCAAGAUAUUCGAGACCUCGAGGCCCACUCUCCAAUGCAAUCUGAAACAACUGCCGUUCUUCAGGUCUACAUCGAUUGCUGCAAGAACUUAGUCAACAAGAAAGGCAGGGCGCCCAAAGCCAAGCUAACGUUGAAAUGCGGACAUGCGGCAGUUCAAGAGUCUGAGGUCCAGGAUUACUCUCAAAAUCCGGAGAUCGAGAGCGAAUUUGACUUCUUGGUGUCCAAUCCAUUGACAGAUAAGUUUACCAUCCAGUUGGAGGACACCAAGUACAAGACCGAUCUGGGCAUAGUUCGCGUGGCUUUGUCCGAACUGUUGUCGAGGCCUAACUACAGACUAAAAUCUCAGCCAUUCCGAGUGGAACAAACCCGAUCGCACGCCCAAAUAGUCAUGGAACUUCAAUUGCAGUUUCUCAAACCUAUUCCACAAUACGGCUCGUGA
Tigriopus californicus is the source of this 1653-nucleotide messenger RNA. RefSeq names its product extended synaptotagmin-2-like. Gene Ontology annotation, molecular function: lipid binding. The transcript has a single exon. Lineage: Eukaryota; Metazoa; Arthropoda; Copepoda; Harpacticoida; Harpacticidae. Bases 1 to 1653 code for a protein of 550 amino acids. The record is from RefSeq and is a predicted model, not a curated record.